AGCCAGAAGACUCAGGCAAAAGCCCAGAGCCAGAUUUCCCCAAAUUCCUAAACAUCCUAGGCACAGAGAUCAUUGAGAAUGCAGUCGAGUUCAUCCUCCGCUCCAUGACCAGGAGCACGUAAGCAGUCCCCUAACCUGGAGGCCCAACUAUGACACAGUUAAUCAAUAACCAAGGAGACCUGUGAUGGAGCCCAGUAGGUGGGGCCUCGUGGCCAUCUGUUUAUAUGACCCUUCUAGCCCCAGGGUUCUGAAUAGAGGUGGUAAGUUCAGUGCAGUUUUCGACUGACCUCUGGAUACAGAACUUCAGCCAUGAAGAUAACAAGCAUCUUUCUUCUCACUGUCUUGGCCCUGUUGAGCUCAUCGGGCAACUGUAGACCUAACGUCGAAGGAAGAAAGCCUGUUUGUGUAGAUUUUGUUGGAUGCCACAAGAUUUAUGAUCCUGUCUGUGGAAGUGAUGGACAUACUUAUCCCAAUGAAUGUACUCUAUGUCAUGAUAAUAAGGAGCGCCGGUCUCCUGUCCUCAUUCAAAAAGAAGGAGCUUGCUAA
Molecule: messenger RNA, 546 nt
Organism: Propithecus coquereli (Coquerel's sifaka)
Lineage: Eukaryota; Metazoa; Chordata; Mammalia; Primates; Indriidae
Gene: SPINK1
Product: serine peptidase inhibitor, Kazal type 1
Exons: 5
Coding region: 310-546 (78 amino acids)
Molecular function (GO): protein binding; serine-type endopeptidase inhibitor activity
Source: RefSeq, a predicted model, not a curated record